UGCGGCCCGGAGCAGCCUGAUGACGGCACCGCCGUCUCCCUCCCGAUGACGGCAGCGGGUGGGCGGGGCCAGGCCCCCCUCCAAUCCCGGCCGGCGCUGAGGGCAGCGGGAGGCCGAGCCUCAGCCGUCCGUGCGGGGGGCCGACUGAGGGCCGGGGCCCGGCUGGAGCGGCAGCGGCAGCGGGGAGGACAGGCGGCAGGUUCGGCCGCCAUGGCGUCGGCGGCGGUGGAGGCGCUGAGUGAGAACCCGGAGGCGCUUUUCCUCGAUGCUUCCGAGCUUCUGCUGCGCUACGCGGACAACAUCCUGCGGAACCCGAAUGAAGACAAGUACAAAUCAAUUAAGAUUGGAAAUCAAACCUUUUCAAACAGAUUACUGCCAGUCAAGGGAGCUGUUGAGUGUCUCUUUGAAAUGGGAUUUCAAGAGGAGGAAACACACCUUGUAUUUCCUAAAAAUGGUUCAGUACAGAGGCUGCAAAGAAUUAGAGAUCUAAUUGCUGCUGAAAGGAGUCGGAGGACAACUGCUAAUAAAUCAGCCCCAAUAUCAGCACCACUUUCAGCUUCUGCCCGUGCCCAACCAAGUCAGUCUGAAACCUCCUUCCGUGCACUGCCAUUUUUCAAUGAAACGCCUCAGCAACUGCCAGCUCAGAUAUCCAGGCCAGCUACCAUGAAUUCUGCAAGGAGUCUUUUGGCAACGUUAAAAACACAUUUUCAGGAGGUCUUGAUGUACGAGGACACUAGACUUCAACAAAAAGCCUUGGCCUGUAUACCUGUCCAAGAACUGAGAAAAAGAGCUAAUGAGAAGUUAUUAAGUGCUACAAAACUGGAUCCAGGGGCUACAGUAAACCUGGAAGAUUUUUUGUUGUUGGAGCUUCUACGGUGGUUUAAAGAAGAUUUUUUCCAAUGGGUAGACUCUCUUCGCUGUAACACGUGUGGAGAAGUAACAGAAUCAUCGGGUUCACUUCCACCAUCCAGUGAAGAUCGAAGAUGGGGUGCUGAAAGAGUUGAAAAUCAUCUUUGCCGUAAAUGUCACACCAGCAAUAGAUUUCCAAGGUAUAACCAUGCAGAGAAACUACUGGAAACCAGGAGAGGGCGGUGUGGAGAAUGGGCCAAUUGCUUCACACUCUGCUGCAGAGCCAUGGGGUUUGAAGCAAGAUUUGUCUGGUGUACAACAGAUCAUGUGUGGACAGAGGUUUAUUCUGUCUCCCAGAAAAGGUGGCUGCAUUGUGAUCCCUGUGAAAAUGUCUGUGACAAACCACUCCUGUAUGAAAUUGGAUGGGGAAAGAAGUUGUCUUACGUUUUUGCAUUUUCAAAGGAUGAGGUGAUUGAUGUUAGCUGGAGAUAUUCAUGCAAGCAUACGGAGCUUCUGACGCGCAGAACACAACUCGGGGAAGGAUUGCUCCGAGAAACCAUUAACAAAUUAAAUUCUGAGAGAAAACACUUUCUUCCACAAGAGAGGAAGCAGGAACUUUUGGAACGGUACAUUGUUGAACUUGUAGAAUUCAUUUCGCCAAAGACCCCUAAUCCAGGAGAACUCGGUGGAAGAACAUCAGGUUCUGUAAUGUGGAGAGUAGCUAGAGGAGAAACUGGAGCCCAGGCUCAGAAUGAUGGAUUCAGUUUUACAGCUACUGAAAAAGAAAAAGCUGCAAAAUUAUUUCAUCUCAAAUACAAUGCAGCUGAAAAUCACUAUAUUCGAGUCUCCAACGACAAUGAAAUCAUUCAUGGCUGGGAAAAAGGUGUAUGGAAAAUGGAUUCUGUGUUUCGAAAAGUUGAACAGGACUGGAAAAUGGUAUACAUUGCUCGCACAGAAGGAGCAACAUCUGCCAAAGUCAGCUGGAAGUUUGAAUGUGGUUCAGUGGGUCUGAAGAUUGUCAAUGUUUCCAUUCGAUCCACCAGCCAGACAUUUCAAAGUGGAAGAGUUCAAUGGCAUCUAGGUUCAAAUUUGAUCAAUGUAGAUCUAAGUGGGGAUCAAGGUGUUCAUUCACUCGCUAAUUUUGAUGGAUCUACUGAAUUAGUUUUGGAAGCUGAGAUGAGUGGUGGUGAUGGAGAUGUUGCAUGGCAGCAUACUCAGCUCUUCAGACAAAGCUUGGAUGAUCAUCAAGAGUAUCCUAUGGAAAUCAUAAUAACUCUUAAGGAUAUUUAGAUUAAGGAUGAAUAUCAAUGGCAUCAACUGAAAUGUUCAAAUUAUUCAGACCAUGUAUUUUUUUAUUAAUGCAUUGAAUAGUACAGGAAUUUGCACUAAAAAUAUUUUCAGUACCAUACUUUGAAUCUUGAUUGGGACUGACGUGAACAUUUGUCCACAAAGGGGAAUAUAAGUAAAAUAUAAAGUUAUAAGAUUGCUUUCUUGUAUCAUUUGGUGAAUAAAAGUUAACUACUCGUGUUUUA
This is a messenger RNA of Pristis pectinata (smalltooth sawfish), 2381 nucleotides long. It is a transcript of the gene ngly1, whose product is annotated as N-glycanase 1. The coding region runs from base 46 to 2139 and encodes 697 amino acids. The record is from RefSeq and is a predicted model, not a curated record. Gene Ontology annotation, cellular component: nucleus; cytoplasm; cytosol. Gene Ontology annotation, biological process: glycoprotein catabolic process; protein deglycosylation; protein quality control for misfolded or incompletely synthesized proteins. Lineage: Eukaryota; Metazoa; Chordata; Chondrichthyes; Rhinopristiformes; Pristidae. Gene Ontology annotation, molecular function: peptide-N4-(N-acetyl-beta-glucosaminyl)asparagine amidase activity. The transcript is spliced from 12 exons.